UCGAUUCCGAGCCCUUAGUCCCCGUUAUCUGGUCUAGAUGUCGAGUGUUGUACUUUUGACUUUUGACUCUUGGUUUGAGAUGAACUGUCCCGUUCAUGUGUGUUCCCUGACCAGAUUGAAGUAAUUUGUGGUGUGCAGUUAGAUGUUCCGAUAAGGAAAUUGGAACUUUAUGUCACUGGAUGAGCAUAAUUAGUCACAUAGAUGCUGGACGACUGUUUCUGGCAAUGCAGCAAAUUGGUCACGAAAAAUGAAAAAACGUAGUAAAGUUUCAGAUGUGACACCAUGGUGGUAGAGUUCUUCCAAGGAAAUAUUGGCAGCUUUGUGCAGACACCUUGGAUGGGUGCCAAGAAACAUCUACCAAAUUCGCUAGUUUUUAUUCCAAGUUCAGGCCUUUUGCCUUCAAAAGUACGAGAAAGGCAUGGCACCUUAUUUUGGAUGCAUAGUUGGACGAGUUGCAAAUAGGAUCAAGGAUGGGAAGUUUACCCUAAACGGAGCUGAGUAUUCAUUGCCUAUCAACAAUGGACCCAACAGCCUUCAUGGUGGGUUGACUGGAUUUGACAAAGUCAUGUGGGAUGUUGUAGAGCAUAAAGAUGGCGAAUGCCCUUCAGUAACCUUUCAGUAUCACAGCAAGGAUGGGGAAGAAGGCUAUCCAGGUGAUGUAACAGUCAGAGCAACAUAUUCUCUUCCUGAGGCCACCACCCUAAGACUUGACAUGGAAGCCAUACCACAUGAUAAAGCCACUCCUAUCAACUUGGCACAGCACACUUACUGGAACCUGGCAGGCCAUAACUCUGGUGACAUCUUAAAUCAUACAAUUCAGAUCUGGGGGAAGCACAUCACUCCAGUUGACGAAAACACAAUUCCCACUGGAGAGAUAAUGCCUGUUGAGGGCACUCCUUUUGACUUCACGACAGAGCACAAGAUUGGGGAGCGCAUCAACGAUGUUCCUGGAGGGUAUGAUCAUAACUAUGUGCUGGACUGUGGGGAUGAAAAAAAUGGUGUGAAGCAUGCAGCCAAGCUGAGAGACCCAUCAAGCUCGCGAACUCUGAACCUCUGGACCGAUGCACCUGGCAUGCAGUUCUAUACUGCCAACUAUGUGACUGGCAUCACUGGCAAAGGGGGUGCUGUUUAUGAGAAACAUGCCGGUGUAUGCUUGGAAACCCAAGGGUUUCCUAAUGCCAUCAACCAACCAAACUUCCCCUCAGUGGUCGUGCAGCCUGGUGAGAAGUAUAAGCACACUAUGUUGUUUGAGUUUUCAGCCUGAAUGGAGAGGCUGUGAACAGCUUAUAUGACUGCACAACUUGUAGAAUGAAGAUAAAUGAGCAGAAGAAUAAGGUGUAGUUAGCACAUCUUCGAUGAUUGUAUCUUUCUUGUCUUGCAACCAGAGAACAAUAUUCUGGAAUGUUCAAAGUUUAUACAUUUCUUAAUUAGAAUGGUUGCACAUAAUUGUGAAGAUUAACAUGCGUGUGAACUAUUAAACA
This is a messenger RNA of Setaria italica (foxtail millet), 1481 nucleotides long. Its product is annotated as aldose 1-epimerase. Gene Ontology annotation, biological process: glucose metabolic process; beta-D-galactose catabolic process via UDP-galactose, Leloir pathway. Gene Ontology annotation, molecular function: carbohydrate binding; aldose 1-epimerase activity. The record is from RefSeq and is a predicted model, not a curated record. The transcript is spliced from 4 exons. The coding region runs from base 419 to 1264 and encodes 281 amino acids. NCBI's taxonomy places the organism in Eukaryota, Viridiplantae, Streptophyta, Magnoliopsida, Poales, Poaceae.